CCUAAGGUUGUGCAGCUCUAUCUAGGUAGGUACCCACUUUAGAUCACAUACCCCAAACAUAAGUGGGCCAUUCCGAGUACACUGUAUAGGUACAUUAAGUACCUAAUAGUACGGGCCUUCUCCCACAGCCGCCCCCCGUCAUGUGCAUAUUGUACGUGGGCCCGGUUCACUUAAGCUACUACCGCUCCUCCCGCAUUAUCUCAGAAUCCUCAAAACAACAACUUUCCAUAUCCUCCUGUGCCUUACCAACUAGAAAAUCAGAACCCCCCUUUCAAAACCACCGUUCGUUUCACCGCGCAAUGGCGACACAUAGGCAUCCCGAGCAUGUUGUCGCCACCAUCAAGUUCAUCCAGAAGGGCUUCAAACUGAUUCGCCAAAGCCGGACCCCUUACCUCGACGACGCGAGUGACCAAUUGAAGAAGACCCUUAACGUUGCGACCAGCCGUCUCGACUUCUACACUGGCAAGCCAGGGGAUGAUGGCGACGAAUUCAUCGAACCUUUCCCGCAUACCAAAAUGCAUGAACUAGUGAAUCGGAUCCAACCAUGGGAAAGCCCGGCAUGCCCGUCGAUACUACCCGUAGAUGGCGACCUGGACAACCGUGGGCAAGCUAGGGAUAUAUGGAAUGUGCUCCAGAGUUAUUUACGCCUUAAUAAAGACGAUGAAGCCCCGGGGAUCAUCAGCGGGACGGACUGGAAGAUAGUAACACCUGAGGAGGAUGAUAUCCUAUUCCCACUACUCACGAACAGCUUCUGGAAAGUGGAAAAAUUUGUCGACCAAUGCGAUUUCAAAAAGCCUCACAUCAGCUGUUUCUUGACAAAUGGUUCUCCCCUUAGAGAUAUGGUCCCUUAUAUGAGCGAGCUGGAGACAAUAGUGUGGGUUACGGGUAGUCGUCUUCUUGAUAAGGGAUAUCAAGACCAUCAUAUAGUCCCUGUCACUAUCGUUUCCGCUUCUGGACCUCGCCUUCGCAUUACCCAAGGCUAUGUGCAUCAGGGUCAGGUUUUCGUACGAAUGACGCCUAUUAUCGACCUUGAGGAGGGCGAGAGGAAGAAGUGGGAUGAAUUCAUCCAGACUUUGUGUUGGAUCGUGGGCAAUCCCAUCGGUAAUACAGCCUAAUGUUACGGACUAGCACACCGGGACACCUCCAUCCCACAUGGGUGUGUAUAAAGCAAGGAGAGGAGUAGGAGGGGGGGGGGGGGUAGUUACGUAGCCACGCCACGGCUAUUGGCGCCGACUGAUCAAAUCCCAUUCCGACAGUGGCUUGAGAGCUCAGUGCAGUGAUCGCGGCGUCCCCCCAGACAUAUGAUAAUGCGGCGUAGCGGAUAUCCGUAGCAUCUGAUGCAUCUAGUGGCAAAUUCAUGGUGUGAAGUUUGCAGCGCACUGGCUGGUCUUCAGGAUUAGGCAAAAUGUCGAUGAACCUGACUUGAGUGUUGUUAAAGAUUUUAUAGAUUUUUUCUGUGGUUGGUUGAGGGCGAGGCGGCUGGCGAUAACGCGACCUGUGACGGAGGAGAGGCCAUUUGGAUGUAGGUAUGGUAGUGAUAGAAUCGUAAUAUCUAUGCAAGGCCCAGAGGGACUUAGUGUCAGUUGAGUGAAAGCUCAAGAGGCUCGUAUGAUCUAGCCAGAACAGC
This is a messenger RNA of Durotheca rogersii, 1627 nucleotides long. RefSeq lists its product as uncharacterized. The transcript is spliced from 3 exons. The record is from RefSeq and is a predicted model, not a curated record. Lineage: Eukaryota; Fungi; Ascomycota; Sordariomycetes; Xylariales; Xylariaceae. The coding region runs from base 141 to 1115 and encodes 324 amino acids.